AUGUCUACAUCCACGAUCCCGAAGCUCGCUGAGGUAGAUAGCUUGACGAUCCAGGCAAUAAUCAAUGAUGAGAUUGAUCAGAUUUCUCCGUCGCCGCACCCUGCCGUCAAACACCCCCAAUCGUUCCUAGGAGCUCCAUUACGGCCUCUCCCGACGGACGUGCAGCGAGGCGGCGCCAAGCUGCAAAUGAGAAUGGAUACCCUCUGCUGCGGCGCUCACGGACUGUCACUUUUAAUAACAGUGACCAAGGACGGCAAGUCCCAUAGUCUGCUAUUCGACACCGGGCCAGAGGAGGCCGUGUGGGAGAGCAAUAUGACAAGACUAGGCUUAGAUCCAAGCACAAUCGAACGAAUCGUGCUGUCGCAUUGGCAUCGCGAUCACUCAGGCGGGAUGGCCACUGCAGUCCGGAUGAUCGAAGCAGCCAAGACAGGCUUGGAUCAUACUGAAAAAGUCGUAGUGGAUCUACACCCCGAUCGACCCGAAUUCCGAGGUGUCAUGGCCCACGAGCCAAUCUCUCUCGAGCCUGAUCCAAGCUUCACCGAGAUCGAAGAGGCGGGCGCCACUGUGUUUAAGAGCGAUGAGGUACAUACGGCGCUAGACGACACAUUUUUGAUCUCUGGGUCUAUUCCAAGACUUACCUCCUACGAAGGUGGCAUUCCCAACGGCAUCCGCCUCAAUUCAGCAGGCCAAUGGGAGAAAGACGAGCUUAUCAUGGACGAACGAUUGGUCAUGUGUAAUUUGAAGGGCCGAGGUCUAGUCGUAUUCACUGGAUGCAGCCACGCUGGCGUAGUCAAUGUCUCGCGUCAUGCGAUCGAGCUUGGAGGCGGCGUCCCUCUGUACACCGUCGUAGGUGGCUACCACCUAGCUGACGGCAGCCCGGAAAAGCUACAGAAGUCGCUCGAGGACCUAAAAGCUCUUGAGCCAAAGGUUUUGAUGCCUGGCCAUUGCACGGGUUGGAGAUUCAAAGUUGCAAUCGAAAAGGAGAUGCCGGGAUGCAUGGCCCCUAUUUUCGGCGGCACGAGAUAUGAACUUGUUUGA
Messenger RNA from Daldinia childiae, 1038 nucleotides. Its product is annotated as 7,8-dihydropterin-6-methyl-4-(beta-D-ribofuranosyl)-aminobenzene-5'-phosphate synthase. Gene Ontology annotation, molecular function: transferase activity. The record is from RefSeq and is a predicted model, not a curated record. The transcript has a single exon. Lineage: Eukaryota; Fungi; Ascomycota; Sordariomycetes; Xylariales; Hypoxylaceae. The coding region runs from base 1 to 1038 and encodes 345 amino acids.